GGAAGCUUGUUUCCCUUGGUUGUACGAAGGAAAGGUAUUUUCCUUCGGGUUGAAGUCUUGGAGUGCGGUAUCUCCGAGCAAGUGUUGUUGAGGCUCGUGGGACUCGAGUUCUCAGGUUGUAACGGUUUGUUAAGCACCCGUAAGCUUAACGGAAGUAGUGUAGCUCGAGAGAGUCUCUCGGGAGGCUGGAUUAGCCACAAGUUGUGGUGAACCAGGGACAUAUAGCUCCCGUGUGUUUCACUAGACAUAGGCACUUGACCUUUAAUGAAACACACACCAUAUUUAGUGCUGACGAAAAGAAAUCCUUUGGAAAAGGAUAUUCGAAUCAUAAACAAUCUCCACAGGAUAGUGCACAAAAGAAACCGUAUUAUUUCUUCUACUUUGACGAAAAGAAGAAAGUCCACAUUCCGUU
Cuscuta campestris is the source of this 412-nucleotide messenger RNA. The record is from the annotation of a GenBank genome assembly. Lineage: Eukaryota; Viridiplantae; Streptophyta; Magnoliopsida; Solanales; Convolvulaceae.